AUGGCGCCUUCAAUCAGCGACAUGCCCAUCGCCAGCCCUCAUGUCUCGGGCCUUUCUAACUGCAAGAUUGGAAUCAAUGGAUUCGGACGUAUAGGACGCAAUGUCCUCCGUGCUGCCCUAGUCCGCUCAGAUAUCCAGAUCACAGCCAUCAAUCACACAUGUUUGACCGUUGAAGACCUCAUUUACCUGAUCCGUUACGACUCCUCCAUGGGCAAUCUCGACGAACGAACCAACAUUCAAAUCAUAUCCGACAAUCUCAUCACGAUCGACGGGAAACAGAUUGCACUCACCUCAGAGCGAGACCUCAAAAAGCUCAACUGGGCUGCUUUGGGCGUCGACUAUGUGCUCGAAUGCACCGGCAAAUUUACAAAACGUGACCUCGCGAUGGAUCAUAUCACAUCCGGUGGCGCGAAGCGAGUGCUCAUCUCUGCGCCGAGCUCAGACUCGCCGACCUUUGUGUACGGCGUGAACACGGAUGCGUACACGUCGGAUGAAGAGUAUCGUGUUGUGUCCAAUGCGAGCUGUACGACGAAUUGUGUCACUCCUGUCUUGAAGGUGCUGCACGAGACCUUUGGUAUCACACAGGGCUUUCUCACUACCAUCCACGCCGCCACUCGAUCUCAACAGGUGCUGGAUGGAUAUAGCAAGAAGAAUCGUCGUUUGGGACGCGGUGUCUUCAACAACAUUAUUCCUACUACCACAGGCGCAGCCAAAGCGGUUGCGGCUGUCCUACCCGAAUUGAAAGGCAAAGUGACAGGUGUAUCCAUUCGCGUUCCAACGCCCAACGUCUCCAUGAUCGACCUGACCAUCAGCACGGAAAAGGCCACUUCUCUCAAUGAAAUCCUCUCUGCUUUCCGGCUUGCUGCCAAAUCCGAUAUGGCCGGUGUCUUGCAAGUCACGGACGAAGAACUUGUCAGUAAUGAUUACAACGGCAGUCCAUACAGCGCGAUCAUUGACGCUCCCGCGUGCACCGAACUAAACCCCCAGUUCUUCAAAAUAAUGGCAUGGUAUGACAAUGAAUGGGGCUACUCGAAUCGCCUUCUGGAUUUGACCACCCUUGUGCAUGCCAAAGAGAGUGCGUAA
This is a messenger RNA of Penicillium diatomitis, 1083 nucleotides long. Its product is annotated as type I glyceraldehyde-3-phosphate dehydrogenase. The coding region runs from base 1 to 1083 and encodes 360 amino acids. The transcript has 5 exons. Gene Ontology annotation, biological process: glucose metabolic process. Lineage: Eukaryota; Fungi; Ascomycota; Eurotiomycetes; Eurotiales; Aspergillaceae. Gene Ontology annotation, molecular function: NADP binding; NAD binding; oxidoreductase activity, acting on the aldehyde or oxo group of donors, NAD or NADP as acceptor. The record is from RefSeq and is a predicted model, not a curated record.